Owenia fusiformis is the source of this 1087-nucleotide messenger RNA. Lineage: Eukaryota; Metazoa; Annelida; Polychaeta; Sabellida; Oweniidae. The record is from the annotation of a GenBank genome assembly.
AAAAGAGGUUCAAGAAGAAGUAAAGUAAAUCUAUUUGUUAGGAAUGGCAACACAAAACCAUCAAUGUCAUGAACAAAGUGCCGACCGCCGAUUACUUAAAGGUAGUAAGGGAAAAUACUGUAAUACACUAUACAUAGAAAACAACAAUGAUACUUUUGAAGAUAUUCCAAUAAUUGCUGAAGGAAGGCUAACCGGAUGCAGACUUGGAGUAUUCCUAAAACAGGAUAUCGAAAAUCCUGUCAUUCUCCCCUUGUACCCAAGCUCUCCGCUUAAUACAAACUAUCCAUUAAAGAAUUUCAAGAAGUACCAAACAUUGGAGUUCCCGAUGUAUUCACUUGAUACGGCUGCUGUCAAGGUUAUGAAGACAUUAGCAACGGUCGGUUCUGGCGUUCCUGUUAUGGCGUUCGAGAUCCCAAGAAAUCUCGAUUUCCUUAAGGUUCACUGGAGAAGGUGGAUGCCUUACUAUGAGGAAUGUACGGAUAUCAGGAUACUAAACGAUGACAAUCUUGCUUCGAUUGAUGAUGGCUCCUUAUUUACAUUACUCCCCUCUGAACAACUACCAGUCGAGAAACUCGCAAUUGAUCCGGAUAUGUUAUAUGAGAUCUACUCCAAGUUCUUCAUCCCAAAAAUCAAAAUCAAACAACCAAACGUUAUCAGUAAAGAAAGCGUUAGGGCUCCGUGUGUCAUCAAAGUUCCGAUUUCUCAAGGUCAACGUGGUGUUAAGAUAGCAACAACUGAUCGGGAAAUUUUCGAAUAUGAAGAAUGGACAAAGAAACAAGGAUGGAAAGAAGAAUUAAUGUAUCAAGAACUUCUGACUGAUACAAUAGCUGAUCGCUCUGUACAAACAUAUAUCCAUAAAGAUGGCUCUGUCAAUAUCGGUGGUUUCAGCAGUCAAACUUUUGCUAGUAAUACAGAUGUCUGGAAUGGUGGAACUUAUAGUAAGACUCCGGAAGAUGAAGCUGAGAACUUUCGCAUGAUAAACUUCUUGCAGCCUGUUUUAAAAAGCUCCAUGAGAUGGGUUACUUUGGUUACGUUUGUUUUGACGUCAUGGAAACACGUAACAGAGAGCUAUUCUUGGUCGAUAUAA